Molecule: messenger RNA, 1453 nt
Organism: Megalobrama amblycephala (Wuchang bream)
Lineage: Eukaryota; Metazoa; Chordata; Actinopteri; Cypriniformes; Xenocyprididae
Gene: cfap418
Product: cilia and flagella associated protein 418
Exons: 6
Coding region: 212-850 (212 amino acids)
Cellular component (GO): cytosol
Source: RefSeq, a predicted model, not a curated record
CAACGUUACGUUUUCCUUUCUAGAACUUACACCAACCAGCAAUCCGGAAGCGUCGCAUCUGCACGGAGAACUCGUUAGUAAGAUGUUUACCAGACAUUAAAGUUGAUUUUGUAAAAUGUAACCAGUUAUAUGAAGCUUUUCUGAGCGGACAACAAAUAAAUAGUCCACACGUUUCUAUGGUAACAAACGUGGCGUUCUCCACCAAAUAAUCAUGGCGGAUGAUUUGGACGAUUUACUUGAUGAAGUCGAAUCAAAGUUUUGUUGUAGCACGUCGGCGUCUAAACAGUCAAGUUAUGUUUCAAAACAAAUGGACCAAAUGUGUACGAAUCUCAAGGACAAACAGCAGUCAAGAAAAAAAGAGCUGCACAUGAGAAUGAAAAGAGCUGAACAUGAGAAUGAUGAUAUUGACGCUAUGCUACAGGAAAUUCUGGAUGAUGAUGAUGAUGUUUAUCAGCCCAUCAGCACACAUGAACCCAUUUCAGCAAAGACUUCCACAAGUGAUUCAUGUUCUCAGACUAUGCUCAAGAAAUGUUGCCCUGUGUUUCUUGGUGGAAGCUCUGUACUACAUGGCAUUGGAACCAGCAUUUCUCAAAGGGCCUGCGACCGAUUAAGAUGUACGUCUUGUGACUUCAGCGUACUCAUGUUUGAGGAUCACGAGUGGGACUCGUCCUGCAACUAUUUAUUUUUCAGAAACAACAUGCCAGACUAUCACAAACUAAAAGGCAAACUGAAGAAGAGAAAGGGUGGGUGUGCAUAUGCCUGCCAGUGUAGCUGGCACUCUGCCCUGUCCCUCUCAGACCUGAGGGAGCAACAACAGCUAAAGUGGGUUUGUGGAAAACACAAAGCAUGAACUCGAGUCUGCAACUGUUCUCCCUCGGAAAUCUUAUCUGUGUCCACCAGCAAGUGUUGUGUGCUCUCCUCCUCCUCACAAAAGAGAAUGCUGGCCAUUUUCAAAAUUGUGUUUUGUGCAAAAUAUUUUCUGUUUUCUUCUAUAAGUGUAGUUUUUUUUUUUUUUUAUGUGUGAAGUAAGUGUGAGUCUCGUUGUCUACACUACAUUCUCCCUUAGAAUGAAGCACAGUGGAUGGUUUAUAUUAUGUGGACUCUAUUAUUUUGAAUAAUUAAAGGAUGUAAUGUGUUGUAAUAUUGUAAAUACUCAUGCAAAUUUUUUAGACAUUUUGCACAAUUGAGAAUUAUAAAAGAAUAAUGAGAUUGGAUCCAUCUACAAAGGUUAAUAAUAGAAUGCUUGAUCAUUGUUUAGAAUGUUUAUUAUAAUAUAGAUGAACAAUGUUGAUUUAUUUUUCUGUUCUUCCAGUAUAUUUCUUAAGAAACACUCAGGUAUUGCAAGGGCCCAUUUGUGUUACAUUCCACGGUUUUCAGGGAGAAUCAUCUGUCCAAAAUGAUAAAUGCACAACAUUGUCCACAGAAUAAAGAGAAUAAAAAAUAAGGAGAAUGA